AUGGGAACGUUGAUUCCGGCCGUGGCAGGCAGCGGAAACCUGGCCCUCGGCUCGAGCUCCUCCAUGAUGGAGCAAGAGGAGGCGGGAGAGGAUGGGGGCCAUGAAGCCUGCAAGAUCCAGGCGCCGGCUUCUGCAGGAUUGGGGCGCCAAAUCUGGGUGUGGCUUCAUCGUCCUGCAAUUUCUUCCAGACAGAUAAAUAUGGAUUGGUUGAGAGCUGAAGGUAUGUUUGCCCUUGAAUUUAUUUCUGAAUUCUUGAAUGCUUCUUAA
Miscanthus lutarioriparius is the source of this 267-nucleotide messenger RNA. Lineage: Eukaryota; Viridiplantae; Streptophyta; Magnoliopsida; Poales; Poaceae. The record is from the annotation of a GenBank genome assembly.